GUUUACAUAAUUCAAGGAUUGUGGCCUGCGCAGGCAACAUACAACCCCAUCUCGUAUCUUCUGCAAUUUAUAAACUUGAUGUCCUUGCGGUUCCUUACUGGAGAUGAAAAUGGUCUCAUCAAAUCUGUCCGAAUCCCUAUAAGUGAUCAGCCACUGCCAGACGGGAGCGCUUGUCCCGUGACGCUCUCUCAGCCUCCUGGAGAUCCUACACGGAAUAACGCUGUUGAUAAGCUUGCGCUGCGGACCGUGGGACCACAAAAGCUGCUCGCUGUUGCCAGGAAUGGUGGUGCGGCAAGUGUUAGCGAAGUAGAAGGAGACGGGUUGCGCAUCAUUCAUGAAUGGAAGGAACCAAGGAUGAAGAGCGCUGACUCGUAUAUUGGUCUUGCAAUCACUCCCUCGAAUCGCGUCUAUACAUGCACGACAUCAGGACACAUCCGCCGGACGUCACUUCCUUCUCCGUCCAGUGAGGCUUCAACAAGUAAAGCCUUGCUUCCAAUGCGUCUCUGUGACCUUCAAAUAUCCUCUGACGAGCGCUAUCUCGCGUACGGCGGAGACGAAGUGAAUCUCUCUAUUUGGGACAUCGAGAAAGCACUCUCGGGGAAAUCCCCGUCCGGGUCAGAGGCUCAAGGAAGCAACGCAAACGAGGCGCCAGCAACAAGGAAGAGAAAGAAAAACACGGAGUUGUUCAGUGCUGAAGUUUGGCGAGCUAAGAACUUACCAAAUGAUUUCCUAUCAUUGCGCCAACCUGUCCAUGUGGCCUCUCUCGCUUUCCUUGGAGACUCUUCAUCGGAAUCGUCAUCGGUCUCCCAACAUAUCAUUACUGGGGACAGAUAUGGGUCUGUGCAAAGAUACGAUACCCGUGCCAGUGGACGACCCGUGGCAAAAUGGCCGAUGUUCAAGAGUGUACGGAAAGUGCAGCGUGGAUGCUCGGAGCGCGAGAUUCUUGUAUCAGACUCCGAAUCUAACCUCUUCUCUAUCGAUAGCCGCACCGGUAAGAUUCUCAGGAACUUCAAGCAAGUGUCUGGUGCGGUUACUUGCAUUGCGACCGUCCCCUUCCCCAUUCAAGUGCCUGCGCCACAAUCUUCCCAGUCAAGCCCUGCAAUAGUGCAAAGCUACUUUUCCAGUGUUUCCCUGGACCGAUACUUACGACUACACUCAACCAAACCUGGAGGACCAAAGGACAAAAAUGUGGUAUCGCACACUGGACAAACGAGGGCAAGAGUGUUUAUGAAAAGCACUCCGACGUCUGUCGUUUGGGAUGAAGACUUGAAUUCCACGAAAGGAGGCGAUGCUCCUACAGACGACAACGUGAAUAAUGACGAUGAAGAUGACGAAGGCGAUGGCGACGGCGGUGGUGAAAGUGGGAGUGAUGGAGGCCUUUGGGAAGAUUUGGACGUUGUUGCAGAAGACGGUGAAGACUCUGAGGAUGGCGUAGGGACCCCGCCACCACGAAAGCGCCGAUUAUGAAAAGCUACACAGCUACGGCUAGGAGACCCGAAGCAGAUUCUAGUACAUUGGUGAUGGCUACUGUUCUGUCGUACAAUCUUUGUGGCUGUUUGGCCUAGCAGGCGCAAGUGAAGUAUUUUUGACGCCUUAGUUUACAUUGCAUAGCCAUCCCGAGUCAUGGCGGGUGUGCGUGAAAGGGAUUUGUUCAUGGUAUUCUACAUUGUGUUGACGCAUUGUCCUUGACUCAACCGCGCCCUGUAUUGAGCAUUCUUUGUAGAACGCUAUGCGCUUCUUAUUUUUCGACAGCAUCGAUCGUACAUAUCCGAUUAACAUUGUGAUCUUUCUACAUAGAACAAGGCACUUCAGUG
Messenger RNA from Cantharellus anzutake, 1814 nucleotides. RefSeq lists its product as uncharacterized. The transcript has 5 exons. Bases 79 to 1467 code for a protein of 462 amino acids. NCBI's taxonomy places the organism in Eukaryota, Fungi, Basidiomycota, Agaricomycetes, Cantharellales, Hydnaceae. Gene Ontology annotation, biological process: ribosomal large subunit biogenesis. Gene Ontology annotation, cellular component: preribosome, large subunit precursor; nucleolus. Gene Ontology annotation, molecular function: protein binding. The record is from RefSeq and is a predicted model, not a curated record.